GGAGGGGAGACGGUUGUAGGGCUCGUGCUUGUGCCCGAGCCUGGGCGGCCUGAGGGGCGCUGGAGAUUCGGAGGGGAGGGAGACGGCAGUAGCAUGGCGGCCGGGUAUGAGCCGCCCAACGUUCCUCAUCCUCGCUGUCGCCGCCGCCGCCGGAGUCGCUGGGACCCUUUGGUCUGCGUGUGUUAAUUCCCGCCGGCCGGGAUCAUGGAGGACGUGAAGCUGGAGUUCCCCUCGCUCCCACAGUGCAAAGAAGACGCCGAGGAGUGGACCUACCCUAUGAGGCGAGAGAUGCAGGAAAUUUUACCUGGAUUGUUUUUAGGCCCAUAUUCUUCUGCUAUGAAAAGCAAGCUUCCUAUACUACAGAAACAUGGAAUAACCCAUAUAAUAUGCAUAAGACAAAAUAUUGAAGCAAACUUUAUUAAACCAAACUUUCAGCAAUCAUUUAGAUAUUUAGUCUUGGAUAUUGCAGAUAAUCCAGUUGAAAAUAUAAUACGUUUUUUUCCCAUGACUAAAGAAUUUAUUGAUGGGAGCUUACAAACUGGAGGAAAAGUUCUUGUCCAUGGAAAUGCAGGGAUCUCCAGGAGUGCUGCCUUUGUUAUUGCAUACAUUAUGGAAACAUUUGGAAUGAAGUACAGAGAUGCAUUUGCUUAUGUUCAAGAAAGAAGAUUUUGUAUUAAUCCUAAUGCUGGAUUUGUUCAUCAACUUCAGGAAUAUGAAGCCAUCUACCUAGCAAAAUUAACAAUACAGAUGAUGUCACCACUCCAGAUAGAAAGGUCAUUAUCUGUUCAUUCUGGUACCACAGGCAGUUUGAAGAGAACACAUGAAGAAGAUGAUGAUUUUGGAAGCAUGCAAGUGGCGACUGCACAGAAUGGCUGACUCAACAGCAACAUUAUAGAGGAUGUGAAUUCUAUUUGGGAAGGAGAAAAUACUAGAGACAAUAAUAACGUAAAAUGGUAAAAACACAAGUAGUUUCUAUUCAAUUUUAUGUUGCUUCCAGACAUGUUUCUCUACAACUUGUUGAGCAACAUUUUAAGAAGAUGUUGGACUUCCACAAUAGAUGGCACUCAUGGUUUUACUUUUUUUUUUUUUUUUAAACACUUUACAGUUUUAUUAUAAACCAAGAAUUUUGGACUUGCAAAGAGGUAUUAUUGCAAUAAUGCACUUUUCAUACUUGAAAUUUAUUUGUAUGAUAUAAAGUUAUUACUUUAAACAAAAUGCAAGUUAGGGGGAUUUGUUUAUAAAAUCUGGGUAAUUUAUAACAAAAGAAUUUCCUAAAGUUUGCUAAAAAUUCAUUGUGUUCUAUAGAUUACAUUAAAUAAUUUUGCAGUUCGAUUUUAUGAUGGAGCCUCUUACAGAAACAUUAAAAAAAAUGCAGGAAUCUGCCACAUUUCUUUUUUAGUAUAAUUAAGUAGCUUAAUUACCGUUCUUCAAAACCUCUCAAUCUCUUAUUACUAAUCUUUAAAUCAUGACAGCCAACUUAUCCUUACUUUAACACCAUCCAAGUAUUGCUUCCUUUCCUAUUACCUUCCUAAUUUGUUUAGUCUAUAGAAAAAAAGUUGAAUGAACAAACGAUGUUUUGCUUUAUAUAUACCAGAUGCUCAAAAAACAAGGAGUGUUUUAGAUUUUCAAGUGACUUUCCUUUUUGCAUUUCUUGAAAGCCAAAUGUUGUGUGUUCUUUUUAGAGUUGCUUAGCCCGUUUUUUUCCUUUGUUCAAAAUGGUUUUAAAUAGAAUAAACCAUUGUAGCACUAUUUUUUUUUCUAAAUGACGCCCUAAAAAGUGCCUUGCAUCGUUAAAAAUAAUAAAACUAAAUCCUCAUGACCUAUAUAAAUUAGUAUGUAGAAUGAAAAGUUUUUAACACUUUUCUGUAAUUUUUUUUAAACUAUAAAUUAGUUUAAACUGAAAGCCUGAGGCUUGAAGAAACCUCAGUAAAUUAUUUGGAAAUAUUUACUCCAUUUUUUGUUGUCUUAAUGAUUCUGUGAGGUUGUUGUGGCUCAGACAGCAGCUUUUCUUUGAAGAUUGAAUUUAUUGGGGAAAGUGGUUUGUGGGACUUUAGUUUACUUUAAACUAGUGUUUUAGUCAGUUCUUUACAUUGAGUUAAUCCAAAUUUCCCCCAUAAGUUGUAUUAGCAAAGUCACUUUAUGGAUCCUUCUUUCUCCAUAUAUAUAUAUAUGGUGGUAAGAAAAACAGUUUUGCUAUUUUAAAUAUGAUGUGAGGGAGGUGAGGAGUGUUUUUAACUUUUUAUAGUUGAUGAUUUAGAUUAGCACAAACAAAAUUCUGUCUCCCUUUUCUCAGUCCUCUUUUGAGGUGCUUUACUGAUGGGAAUGAUUUCCAUGUUCCCUUGGUACCAAGAGGUACUAUCCAAGGUAACCUAUUACAUCAAGUUACUUGCUUGGCUUUCCUCCCUAAAAUGUAAUAAUACAGUAAAAGCUUGUUUUAUCCAGCCUAGCAGGAGAGUAGAACUAAAUUAAAAUUGCUGUGUUGUUAAUCCCUGUUGACCCAGGUGGGGCGAUCCCUCUUCUGAUUUCCCUUGCCUUUCUCGUUUACCACCAUGAAAAGAGCUUAUUGGUAAUCCCAUUGUGGUCUAGUAUUCUGUUGUGAUUAGGUCAUUUGGUGUGCUCGUCUAGUCAAGAUUUGCAUUGAAUGUUCAGAAAUUCCAGCUGGUAAAGUGCCAGAUAACACAGCUUUCCUGUAUAUAGAUCACUAUUGGAUAAGUCAGCGAAGAUCUCUCUUGUAAUCUAAUAAUCUAUGAUACUACUCUCAGCAAAAACUGUUUCAAAGAAUAGUAUAUUUUGGUUUUAAAAUGAGGCAGUUAACAUUUUUUAAAUUAGUUUAAGUAUACAUAUGCUCUCUAGUAGUCUGGCCAAAAAUACAGAUUGUUAUUUAUUUAUAGCUGGUAAUUCUCCACUUUUUCUAACCACUAUGAUUUGUAUGUUGUCACUAAAGUGCCUGCCCAGCACUAUAUAUUAGACUGUCUCUCACAAAACACUAGGAAAAGGGACUGUCAUCUUAAGUACAGUAGUAAUGUGGACAAAACAUGUUCUUUAUUUCACAUAAGAACAUUGCAAGUUUGUUUUAUCUUGGAUCCAUUCUUCCGCCUAAUGUUCAACUAGUUCUUCUGGUAGCUGUUCCUAUUCUUCCUUCUGUUUGGUUCCAUUUCUGUAAUUCCUUUCUUUCCAUUGAUGUUUUAUGAUCGUUAAUUACAGUACAUUUAACCAAUCAUGAUUUAUUUUCUAGAAUAUUUGAAUGUAUGAAUGACAUAGCACCCAAUUUUAAACAUUAAAUAUUUAAUCUGGGCACAGAAUUUAAAGUGAAAUUGCAUCAAAACAGGACAGCUGCUUUACUGUCCAUUUUGAAAAUAUGAAACUUAAAUAUUGAAAAUAUUCAAACUGGAAUGGCAGUAUUCUUACCUCCUAAUUUCAGUUAAUUGGUUUAUGUUAUUAUUUUUUUAAUCUAUUAGAUGUUUAAACAGCAGUUACUUUUGUUUAUUUGUAUCUACUCUAUGGUGAAAAUGUGAAACAGUGAUAACUUUUGCUACAAACUCUCAACCACUUAACUUUUAGAGCAGAAUAUAUAUUGGGGGGAUUUUGUGCUUCAUCUGAUUUUAGCAGUAAUGUCAGAAAAUGUUAAGCAUGUCCUUUUUAAGAAAAUGUAAGGUUUCUAAUUGUCUUAUUACCAUGGUAAUUCAAGUGAAUUAGAAGUAUUUAACUGCAAUCUUGAAUUAUAAAGUUGGGAUGUCCGUACACACGUGUGUGUGUGUAGAGACACACACACACACACACACACACACACACACAUCAGGAUCUCAACUUGAUGUAAAGUAAAUGAGCAGUUACCUGGCGGAUUUUUUUUUUUAAUAACUGGCUUAAUCCAUAAUUCCAUACAAACUUAGUUUCACUUCAGUAUUUACUUUAUCUUUGUCCAUUCAACAAUGCUCCAAAAAGGAAAUGUUGGGAAAUAGCUGAGAAUUACUAAAAGAUUUUAUUUUUUUUAUUGGUUAGAAAAAUAUGUUUCUAGGGUCUUUGAAUGCUGGAUUUUUUUUGUCUUACCCAUCCAUGGCAGCUAAAACAAAAAUCACUCAAAAUAUUCAGGUUUACAUGUUAGCUCUCUUUUAUAGGGAGCUGCCAUACCUCACAGUUCAAAGUGUAUUCUGUAGAUCAGUAACAUUAUACUGACAUGUAAUUGCAAUUUACUAUGCAGCAAAAAUAAUUCAAGAAAAAUAACCUACAGUGUCUACUUACCUUUGUAUAGACAAUUGCUUAAGUUACUCUGCUUUUAACAUUUGUACUUGGAUAAAAUGCUUAUGUAUGUAUAGGAAUGUCACAGUGCAAGAUGCUGCUAGCCCAGACACAAAGUAUUAAAAUUAUUUUGUGAAGAUUGGUGGUUGUAUUAAAACUGUUGUGCCAUUAUACCUCAAAA
Molecule: messenger RNA, 4417 nt
Organism: Hipposideros armiger (great roundleaf bat)
Lineage: Eukaryota; Metazoa; Chordata; Mammalia; Chiroptera; Hipposideridae
Gene: STYX
Product: serine/threonine/tyrosine interacting protein
Exons: 12
Coding region: 205-876 (223 amino acids)
Biological process (GO): negative regulation of protein binding; negative regulation of SCF-dependent proteasomal ubiquitin-dependent catabolic process; regulation of ERK1 and ERK2 cascade
Cellular component (GO): cytoplasm; nucleoplasm
Molecular function (GO): F-box domain binding
Source: RefSeq, a predicted model, not a curated record